AUGGCAGACCAACUCACCGAAGAACAAAUCUCAGAAUUCAAGGAAGCCUUCUCAUUAUUUGAUAAGGAUGGCGAUGGUACUAUUACCACCAAAGAACUCGGGACUGUUAUGCGAUCAUUAGGACAAAAUCCGACUGAGGCCGAACUUGGUGAUAUGAUUAAUGAAGUCGAUGCCGAUGGAAAUGGGACGAUUGACUUUCCAGAAUUCUUGACCAUGAUGGCUCGAAAGAUGAAAGAUACGGAUUCGGAGGAAGAGAUCCGGGAGGCAUUCAAAGUGUUCGACAAGGAUGGCAACGGUUUCAUUAGUGCAGCUGAGCUCCGCCACGUGAUGACUAAUCUCGGUGAGAAAUUGUCGGACCAAGAAGUGGAAGAAAUGAUCCGAGAAGCUGAUGUGGAUGGGGAUGGAGCCAUCAACUACGAAGAGUUCGUUCGGAUGAUGCUCAGCAAAUGA
Puccinia triticina is the source of this 450-nucleotide messenger RNA. Its product is annotated as calmodulin. The record is from RefSeq and is a predicted model, not a curated record. Gene Ontology annotation, biological process: spindle pole body organization. NCBI's taxonomy places the organism in Eukaryota, Fungi, Basidiomycota, Pucciniomycetes, Pucciniales, Pucciniaceae. Gene Ontology annotation, molecular function: calcium ion binding; enzyme regulator activity. The transcript has 5 exons. Bases 1 to 450 code for a protein of 149 amino acids. Gene Ontology annotation, cellular component: central plaque of spindle pole body.